AUGCAACAAGUUCAGCGAUCUGACAAUAGCUUCAAUAAAACCCUCCAGGGCGUGGAACAAAUGGUUAAAAACAGUCUUCUUACCGACGCUUCUAUCCAAGCAGAAAAGGCAGCACUAACAAACCAGGUAGCAACACUGAAGCAAGAGCUGCAACAGUUGAAGGAUUCCUCAAAAAGAGAAAGGACAUUGCUGACGAACAAAAUUCAGAGCCUUGAGCAGCAGCAGCACAUGUUGGUGCAACAAACAUCCAACGUUAUUGAUCAAUUACUUACAGGGCGCAUACGUUUGGUAAAUGGGAGUCAUUCGCGUGAGGGUAGAAUUGAAGUCUUCUACAAGGGACAAUGGGGAACAGUCUGCGAUGACAGAUUUGACGUCAAGGAUGCUAGGGUUGUCUGCAGACAGCUGGGGUAUCCGACCGCCUAUCCAACUGUGUACGCAAGUGCCAGAUUCGGACAAGGAACAGACCCAAUAUGGCUGGACGAUUUAGACUGCGUGGGUAGCGAACUUGACAUAAAAUCGUGUGCAAACAGAGGUUGGGGGAAACACGACUGUUUCCACACCGAAGAUGUCGGUGUAUCAUGUUAG
Molecule: messenger RNA, 585 nt
Organism: Lingula anatina
Lineage: Eukaryota; Metazoa; Brachiopoda; Lingulata; Lingulida; Lingulidae
Cellular component (GO): membrane
Source: RefSeq, a predicted model, not a curated record